AUGAGGAAGAAGCUCGAUACUCGGUUCCCAGCUGCUCGUAUUAAAAAGAUUAUGCAAGCUGAUGAGGAUGUUGGCAAGAUAGCUUUGGCAGUGCCUGUUUUAGUUUCGAAGUCUUUGGAGUUGUUCUUGCAAGACCUUUGCGAUCGUACAUAUGAGAUUACUCUCGAAAGAGGAGCCAAGACCGUGAGCUCAUUGCACUUAAAACAUUGUGUGGAAAGAUAUAAUGUGUUUGAUUUUCUGAGGGAAGUUGUGGGUAAGGUCCCUGACUAUGGCCAAGCGCAAGGCCCUGGGAGUGGUGAUGCUACCAUGGAGGAUCGCAGCAUCUCCAAGAGAAGGAAACCUAUCAGUGACGAAGUGAAUGAUAGCGAUGAGGAAUAUAAGAAAAGCAAAACGCAAGAGAUAGGAAGUGCUAAGCCCAGUGGCAGGGGUGGUAGAGGGAGAGGACGAGGAAGAGGUCGUGGACGAGCUGCAAGAGCAGCCGAACGAGAGAAUCUGAACCGCGAGAUGGAACUUGAGACCGCCAUGGGGGAACUGCAACCUCCUCAAGACUGUAUCCAGACGCAUGCUUCAGAGUCAUCACCACAGAAGAAGGAUGUCGACGGCGGCAUUGAAGCAUCAAACGAAGACACCAAGCAAAAACUUCAAAGUCCAAAAGAAGGCAUUGACUUUGAUCUCAAUGCUGAAUCUCUCGACCUAAACGAGACCAAACCGACACCAGUCGCAGCCACAGACGCGGCCACAGCCUCAGAGGAAUAUCCGGGCUGGCCUAUGGAGCUGGGCAAAAUAGAUCCAGCACAGCUUGUAAGUUUGGGAAAGAGGAUAGACGAGGAGGAGGAGGAAGAUUAUGACGAAGAAGGUUGA
This is a messenger RNA of Microthlaspi erraticum, 861 nucleotides long. Lineage: Eukaryota; Viridiplantae; Streptophyta; Magnoliopsida; Brassicales; Brassicaceae. The record is from the annotation of a GenBank genome assembly.